Molecule: messenger RNA, 3536 nt
Organism: Panicum hallii
Lineage: Eukaryota; Viridiplantae; Streptophyta; Magnoliopsida; Poales; Poaceae
Product: putative receptor-like protein kinase At3g47110
Exons: 2
Coding region: 136-3294 (1052 amino acids)
Biological process (GO): protein phosphorylation
Molecular function (GO): protein kinase activity; ATP binding; protein binding
Source: RefSeq, a predicted model, not a curated record
GCAUAAUUGCAUUGCACUUGCUCAUCGCUACCCCACCCCGCCACGAGCAAGGCAAAGAAAACAAAGGCAUGUCCGCAUGCAACACUAGCUUUGCACACAACGCAUCGUCUCGUCGGUCUCAGGCAACGCGACGACAUGCUGCCGCCGCCGCCGCCUCUCCUCGCCGGUAGCUACAGACACCUCGCGCCGGUUCUCCUGCUGCUCUGGCUCCGCUCCGGCGCGGCGGGUACCGUUCCCGCCCCGAACGGCGGCGAUCGAGCCGCCCUCGAGGCCUUCAAGGAGGCGGCGACGGCCGGCGGCGCGCUGGCCUCGUGGAACAGCAGCACCGGCUACUGCGGCUGGGUGGGCGUCACCUGCGGCGGCCGGGGCCACCGGUGGCGGGUGGUGUCCCUGGACCUCCACUCCCGGGGGCUCGACGGCACCAUCUCCCCGGCCAUCGGCAACCUCACCUUCCUGCGCUCGCUCAACCUCAGCUUCAACGGCCUGCGCGGGCAGAUCCCACCGAGCGUCGGGUCCCUCCGCCGCCUCCGGUACCUCAACCUCCGGGGCAACGCGCUCGCCGGCGCCAUCCCGGGCAACAUCACCCGCUGCGCCAGCCUCAGGGAGCUCGUGCUCGCCGACAACAAAGGCCUGACGGGGAGCAUACCGGCGGCGAUCGGCGGCAUGCCGCUGCUGAGCGUCCUGCACAUCGCCAACAACAGCAUCACCGGGCCCAUCCCGCCGUCGCUGGGGAACCUCUCCCGGCUCACCAGGUUGGCCCUGUCCAACAACUACCUCCAGGGCACCAUCCCGGCCAGCAUAGGCAACAAUGGGCACCUCAGGCUCCUGUAUCUGUUCAGCAACAACCUCUCAGGUCUGCUUCCGGCUUCCCUGUACAACAUGUCCUCUCUGAAUUACCUCAGUGUGGCUAACAACAGCCUGCACGGCAGCCUCCCAGACGACCUGGGGACAAGCCUUCCCAGCAUCCAGCAGAUACAGAUUGCGUUUAACCGCUUCACCGGGGCGGUUCCUCCUUCCAUCGCCAAUCUUUCCAGCCUCGAGGUGUUUGAAGUCUCGAAGAACAAGUUCCAUGGGGUUGUCCCACCAGUAUUGGCAGGAUUGCAGCAUCUCCGAUGGUUCGACAUUGAUGGGAAUGAGUUUGUGGCAAACGAUGAGAAAGAGUGGGAGUUUCUAACUUCCUUGACAAACUGCAGCAGAUUGGAACUUCUGUCUAUCGCCUGGAACAGGUUCACGGGGAAGCUGCCAAGUUCAUUGGCCAAUAUGUCCACCAGCCUCCAACAGCUUCGGAUGUUUGGAAAUGGUAUGUCCGGGGCUAUACCGUCUGGUCUGGGUAAUUUGAUAAGCCUUGAGAUGAUUGAUAUUGGUCAGAACUUGCUCUCCGGGGUCAUUCCUGAAAGCAUAGGGGCGCUUACGAGAUUGAACCGGUUAUACCUAGACUCCAACAACUUGUCAGGGCUUCUCCCAUCCUCCAUUGGGAACCUCACAAGCCUAACAGAACUUGAUGCAAGUAUCAACAGCCUAGAGGGACCAAUUCCAUCAAGCAUUGGGAAUUUGGGGGAGCUGUUAGUCCUAGCUCUAGCAAAUAACAAACUUACUGGGGCGAUUCCGAAAGAAAUUAAGAACCUAUCAUCACUCUCCAUAUAUCUGGAUUUGUCUUACAACUUGCUGGAGGGACCUCUUCCUUCAGAGAUCGGUGCCCUGGUACAUCUUGAAAAUCUGGCUGUGUCAGGAAAUCAACUGUCUGGUGAGAUUCCCGAUGCGAUUAGCAACUGCAUUGUUCUACAAUUGGUUGCAAUGGACGAUAACUCAUUCCAAGGAAGCAUCCCUCCGAUACUGAAUCGUAUACAAGGCCUCACUCAACUGAAUUUGACAAGCAACAAACUGACCGGUAGCAUCCCCGGGGACCUAGGCAGUAUUGGCAGCUUGCAGGGACUGUACCUUGCCCACAAUAAUCUGUCAGGACCAAUACCUAAGCUCCUAGGCAACUCAACAUCGCUCCUCCUCCUUGAUCUAUCCUUCAACAAUUUACAAGGUGAAGUGCCAACUGAAGGGGUAUUCAAGAAUCUAACUGGACUAUCAAUUACUGGAAAUAAUGAGUUAUGCGGUGGCAUACCACAGCUUCAUCUGCCAAAAUGCCCGAACCCGACUGCAAGGAAGAAUGAGAAAGCCAUGUCAGUGCCUCUUAGAAUAGCAGGGAUCACGAUAGGAGCUAUUCUGGUCUUGAUUUCAGGGCUUGCUUUAGCUGUAUUUCUUUAUAGAAGGUACAAGGCAGGAACGACGAAAGAACAGCUGCCAUCUCACUUCACCGAGAUAGAUUUUCCAAUGGUUUCAUACAAUGAAAUACUCAAGGGAACAGAUGGUUUCUCGGAAGCCAAUCUUCUUGGGAAGGGAAGAUAUGGUACGGUAUACAAAGGCACUAUAGAAAAUCAAGGCGUUGCUGUGGCUGUCAAGGUAUUUAAUCUCCAGCAAUCAGGAUCAUACAAAAGUUUUCAGGCUGAGUGCGAAGCGCUACGAAGAGUGAGGCACCGAUGUCUCGUAAAGAUCAUGACAUGCUGUUCAAGCAUCAACCACCAAGGUCAAGAUUUUAGAGCACUAGUUUUCGAGUUCAUGCCUAAUGGCAGCUUAGAAAGCUGGAUCCACUCAAGUACUGAAACCCAAAAUGGAAACAGAACACUCACCUUAGCACAGAGGUUAGAUAUUGCUGCCGACAUCGUGGAUGCUUUAGAUUAUCUUCAUAAUGGUUGCCAGCCAUCGGUUGUCCACUGUGAUCUCAAGCCAGGUAACAUUCUUCUUAAUCAAGAUAUGAGGGCUCGAGUUGGAGAUUUUGGCAUUGCUAGGGUUCUCAAUGAAGCUGCAAGUGGAAUUUCUGUGAAUUCCAAUAGCACCAUUGGAAUAAGAGGAUCUAUCGGGUACAUUGCUCCAGAAUACGGAGAAGGGCUUGGAGUAUCGACCUAUGGUGAUGUGUACAGUCUUGGCAUCAUCUUGAUUGAGAUGUUCACAGGAAAGAGUCCAACAGACGAUAUGUUCAGAGAUGGGUUAAGCCUGCAUGACUUUGCCGUGGCAGCUCUUCCUGAGAAGGUCAUGGAAAUAGCAGAUUCCAGAAUCUGGCUGCAUUAUGAAACAAACUCUGAGAAUGCUACAAAAAAUAUAACAGAAGCCAAAGAAUUAUUGGCUGCCAUCAUCCAGCUAGGUGUGCUGUGCUCAAAGCAAUCACCCAGAGAGCGGCUGUCAAUGAGUAAUGCCGCUGCAGAGAUGCACAAUAUCAGAGAUGCGUUCCUCAGUACUCAGUUUUGAGUGUGUUGCAAAUUUAACACAUUCGAACCUAUUGUCAUUUCCUGCGCCUUACCAUGCAUUUUGUGAUAAUACUUUUGGUCAAUUGUUUCCGUAGAGAGAAAUUUACACGAGACACACAUCUGACCUCCUGGCUAUAUCUUUGACAACAGUUAAAGAAGAUACCAGUUCACUGUUAAUUUAUUUACCAUCCUUAAGCAAGCAGGCCAAUAAUGAGCAAUGGGACUCAGCCUUUUCAAUUUAAA